AUGAACAAGUUUAUUCUCUUCUCUCUUAUCUGUCUCACUUCAAUUGCUGCUCUUCCAACAACAUCAAAUUAUCUUCCCGACGAAUUUUAUGGAACUUUCGAUUUGGAUCAUUCGGAAAAUUUUGACGAAUAUCUAACAGCUCAAGGCUACAGUUGGUUUACUCGAAAGAUUGUGACAUUUGCCACAUUCAAAAAGGUUUUCCACAAAACUUCGGAUCGUUCGAGAUUUGACUAUUCGAAUUUGACAUCGAAAAAGGAUGUGAAUUAUAAGAAUAUCAAAUUGGGAGCGGGAUUUGAGGGCGAAGGUUUGGAUAGUACAAAACAUCAAAUCACUUUUACAUUGAAAAAUGGACAUUUGUUUGAACAUCACAAACCAUUGGAAAAUGGAGAUGCGAAAGAGGAAACUUAUGAAUAUUAUUUCGAGGGAGAAUUUCUCGUCGUGGUUAGUUUUACAUUAUUUUUUCCGGGGGUUUUCUGCCUCCACCUUUGAGUCAUUAAUUUCCAAAUCAAUCCACAAUUUUUUCAGCGCAUGUCUUUCAACGGCGUCGAAGCUCGUCGAUUCUACAAACGUCUCCACGUCUAA
This is a messenger RNA of Caenorhabditis angaria, 582 nucleotides long. NCBI's taxonomy places the organism in Eukaryota, Metazoa, Nematoda, Chromadorea, Rhabditida, Rhabditidae. The record is from the annotation of a GenBank genome assembly.